GGCUUCUAUCCGGCUAGGUUCGUUCGUUCAUGGCAUUAGAGUGUACACCACAAGGGUGUGAUAUCGUUCUCGUUCUCGUUCUCGUUCUCGUUCUCGUUCUCGUUCCCAAUGAUAAAAGGCCGCCGCGAACCCUUCCGUAGGCUGCAUUAGUACGGAGAUGAACUCGAUGCUGGCCACAGUUACGCCGGUCUAUAUUGUAAUUUCUUCCUUUGCGUCUUCUUUACGUAUAUAUGAGUUAGACGAAGUCGAAAACGCCUUAUAAUGUACAGGGCCGGUAAGUGCCGAUGCAACACUGACUCCAAGAGCUGAGAGGCGUAGUACAACUAGGCAUCAUGAUAGCUCGUUUGGCAUAUAAAUCUAUGGAGCUUUCCGCGGAAAUAAUAGAUUGUCACUACAAGUUUUUCAUCACUACUUGCAAUAAUGUCGUCAACCACGAUGAAGCUGUCGACGGUCCUCGCCGUGGCUAUUGGUCUCAUGAGCAAUACCAUAGAAGCCGCAGCUACAUUCUGUCCUUCAACCUACCAACCAACCAGCUAUGCACCCAUCUACGUCGAGUGCCCAACGGACGUGCAAUGGAUCCGUCCUCCCGCGAUGCUCAAUCCAAAAGAAGCCGAGUGGGUAAGAGGCCGCAAGCGCGUCGUUGCAGACGCUCUCGAUACCUACCUUGAACGCCUCUGCCUCGAGGAUUUCGAUACCCCAAGGUAUAUCCGAGCCCUUCGCCACUCAAACUACGCCCACGUCCCAACCCUGGGCCUUGCCAUCAGCGGCGGCGGUUACAGAUCCGCGUACACUGGCACCGGCGCCAUCCGCGCGUUAGACUCUCGCCUGGAAGCAGCCAACGAGCAGCGUGUCGGCGGGCUCCUCCAGAGCCUGACGUACCUGAGCGGCCUCUCUGGGGGAUCAUGGCCCGUCACCUCGAUCCCCUCGCACAACUUCCCCACAGUGGACGAGAUCGUGCAGAUCUGGCUUUCGCAACCCGACGGCGGUUCGAAUUCUAGCUCUCCUGGAAGCCCCGAGUCGAUUUUCGAAGACAUAGCUGCGAAGCUGAAAGCUGGGUUUAAUGUAUCCACUUCAGAUUACUUGGGUCGUAAUUCUGCGUAUGAGUUCCUGUCUGGUCCGCAUGGAGGGGUUAAUAAUACUUGGUCGGGCAUUGCACGGUUGAGCAAUUUUGUCAAUCAUCAGAUGCCGCUGCCGAUGCUGCAGGCGAGUGAGUUGACUGAUGAUGAUAAGGAGUAUUUUGGGCUGAAGGUUCCUUAUUAUAAUGCCACUUCAUAUGAGAUGACCCCGUUUGAAAUUGGAUCGUGGACAAAGGGGUUUACUCCCACUGAGUGGAUGGGGACGAGACUUGACGAUGGUGUUCCGGUGAACAGCAGCAUGUGUACUCUCGGAUUCGACAGCUCAAGUUUGAUGAUGGGAACCGCGACCUCAGCAGCAAACUUCUGGAUAAUCGAGAAUGAUUCCAACGGCGUUCUUGCCCCAUUUCCCAAACGCUCAAUUAACAACCUCAAGAGAAGCACGCCACUCUCUCAAAGAGACCUCUCCCUAUUCCCCAAUGCAACCCUCAAUGGGCUCCUCGAAGGCUUCAAAGGCAUCUUCGGCUUAUCCACCGCCCAGGUCGACCACGCCAUCUGGCCCAACCCAUUCGCCUCCUCGUCCUCAAGCAUCCCCCGCGACCUCAACCUCGUCGACGGCUCCGAAGCAGGACAAGCCAUUCCUCUCUGGUCACAGAUCCAACCUGCGCGCGCUUCCUCGUUUAUCAUCGCCUGGGACGACAAUCCGGACGCAGAGCCCUAUGCGUGGCUGAACGGCACUAGCAUGCAUAACACGUACCUUGCGGCAAAGGCCUCCGGCCUACCAUUCCCCAUUGUCCCCCCGCCCCGCACUAUGUUAAACAAGAACUUCACUCUGCGGCCAACAUUCUUUGGAUGUAACGCCGAUUUAACAACCACCGGAACCACUCAAUCGCCUAUUGUGCUAUACAUGGCUAACGCGCCCUAUAGCGCAUAUACGAACUACACAUGGACGCAAUCUAGUUUUUCUAACACCCAGAUGUACGAGAUUUUUGACAACUCCUUUAAUGCGUUCACGCAGGGCAAUGGGAUGCUGGACGACGAAUGGUCGGCAUGUCUGGGCUGCGCGGUGGUGGAGAGGAGUCUAGAGAAGUUGGGCAUGAGGCGGACGAGGCAAUGCGAGAGGUGCUUCAAGAAGCACUGCUGGGAUGGGACGUAUGAUGAUAGGGAGCCGGGGACCUUGGACCCAAGCUUGCUGCUGGCUCCUGGGUUGAGCUUUGCGGAGUGGAAUGCCACGUUUUGGAACUGACAGAGACAUGUAGUAGCGAAGCCCGAGUUAUGUACGAUAAACCUUAAGAUGUACUAGAUAUUUAUAGGAGAGAAAGCCAGCAACGGUCGGCCAUAGACGUUAGGCGAAUCACAAUAGCAAGUAUCUGUAACACCAUGUUUGACGUUUAGUGAUUAUUUAACGUAGUUGCAACAUGCUCAGGC
Molecule: messenger RNA, 2501 nt
Organism: Pseudogymnoascus verrucosus
Lineage: Eukaryota; Fungi; Ascomycota; Leotiomycetes; Thelebolales; Thelebolaceae
Exons: 4
Coding region: 421-2319 (632 amino acids)
Biological process (GO): glycerophospholipid catabolic process
Cellular component (GO): cytosol
Molecular function (GO): A2-type glycerophospholipase activity
Source: RefSeq, a predicted model, not a curated record